CAAUUUUGCAACUUUUUCCUCUUCUCCUCUUCUCUUCUUUCUUUCUCUUUGUUGGUGAAACCAACAAACGAAACCGAAGGAGAGAAAGGAAGAGAAGGGAGGCAGAAUUGCCUUAGGAGAUCAUAUUAUAGGUCUCCAAAUAUAAGAAGAAAAAAAGAGAAGAAGAGGAAAGAAAUGGCUUUAAAUCAAAGCUUCGUGUGUCUUAUUUUCUUCUUCCUUCUAUCUGGAUUUGCCUCUUCUUCCAUCCACAUUUCAAAUGGUGCCAUUGAAUCCCAUGGAAGUACUGGACGUUACCUCCUUCAGGCCAAAAAGGCUUGCUCUGAAGACUUUGAGCACAAGAACUACACAAUCAUCACAAGCAUGUGCAAAGGACCCGAGUACCCAGCCAAAGGCUGUUGUCAAGCUCUCAAGGAAUUCGCUUGCCCUUUCGCGGAUAAACUGAAUGACCUCAGCACUGAUUGUGCUUCAACCAUGUUCAGCUACAUAAAUUUGUAUGGAAAAUACCCACCUGGCCUCUUUGCCAAUAUGUGCCGUGAGGGGAAACAAGGUCUCCAAUGUUCUGAACCACCAACCCAAAAAAGUGGUGUGGUGGUCACUAGGCCUACAUUGCUGAUGCUCACAUCUGGAUUCCUAGUGUUGCUAUUUCAGUUGUUCUGAAAGACAAAAUGUGGAUAGCCACUCUGCCUUUUUUCAUUGUUAAUCCAUUUUCCUCUUGUCUGAGUAUGAUUUUUUAAAAAGGUCUGGUUUUCAGGCGAUGUUAUCUACUAUUUUGUAAGCUGUGGUUGAUAUUGUUUAAUUAAAAUAUCCUAAGAGUAUGAUUCUAUAAAGCA
Messenger RNA from Theobroma cacao (cacao), 830 nucleotides. It is a transcript of the gene LLG3, whose product is annotated as LORELEI-LIKE-GPI ANCHORED PROTEIN 3. Lineage: Eukaryota; Viridiplantae; Streptophyta; Magnoliopsida; Malvales; Malvaceae. The record is from RefSeq and is a predicted model, not a curated record.